This is a messenger RNA of Toxotes jaculatrix (banded archerfish), 3394 nucleotides long. RefSeq names its product tyrosine-protein kinase yes-like. Gene Ontology annotation, cellular component: extrinsic component of cytoplasmic side of plasma membrane. Gene Ontology annotation, biological process: innate immune response; protein phosphorylation; cell differentiation. Gene Ontology annotation, molecular function: ATP binding; non-membrane spanning protein tyrosine kinase activity; signaling receptor binding. The transcript has 12 exons. Lineage: Eukaryota; Metazoa; Chordata; Actinopteri; Toxotidae. The record is from RefSeq and is a predicted model, not a curated record. The coding region runs from base 490 to 2154 and encodes 554 amino acids.
CGGAUCUGUGUCUGUAUCUCCAGCUGUGUGGCUCCAGUCCCGCAGGCAGGGUCGGCCAUGUUGUUGUGUGGGGGUUUAUGCAAGUUUAGUAGUAGGAAGUAGAAGCUACAAAGAGGUGGAAUACUUUAGGAUCUCACUUUCUUUUCUUCUUCUUUUUUUUUUUCUAAAUCACUGUCAUGCCGCUGCGGGAUUCCUCCUCUCUGACCUCUCCUUCCUGAAAACAAUGACUGCCUCCUCCAUCAGCUCCGCCAUCCUUAAGGACUGUAACACUUGAGCUGCUUUGAUUUAACUUCAGCACUAAAUCUGACCACAGUUCCUCUGCUGGAUGGAUGAAGUGAGGAUGAAGGCGGCUCGGUCCCGCUUGGAAUAACUCGGAUCUUUCUUUUCUUUCUUUUUUUUUUUCCUUUCCCGGAUCUGAUUCAAGGGGUGGAAGGAAAAAGGAGAAAACACCCAAAGAAGGACGCGGAUUCGUGAAGUAAGGGCGAGACGAUGGGCUGCAUAAAGAGCAAAGAGGACAAAGGCCCCACAAUGAAGUACCAGCCAGAGAAUUCCCUGGCGUCGGACCCCAACGCCGCCGCCGCCACCGCCACACCUCAUGUAGGUCACUACGGGCCGGAUCCCACCCAGCUGCAGCAGAAUCAGCCUCCCUCAUCCACAUCUGGCUCAGCGGCUACAAAUUUUAAUCACACCCUCACACCUUUUGGUGGAUCCUCAUCUGCCAUAACUCCCUUCGGAGGGAUGUCGUCCUCCUUCUCUGGUCCUGUGUCCAACUCAUUCUCUGGUGCUGUCUCAAGUGGCGUUACGUUCUUUGUGGCCUUGUACGACUAUGAAGCCAGAACGUCGGAUGAUCUUACGUUUAAAAAGGGAGAUCGCUUCCAGAUCAUCAACAAUACAGAAGGAGACUGGUGGGAGGCUCGCUCCAUCAACACGGGGAAGAAAGGCUACAUCCCGAGCAAUUAUGUGGCCCCUGCUGACUCCAUCCAGGCUGAGGAGUGGUAUUUUGGUAAAAUGGGCCGCAAAGACGCUGAGAGGUUGCUGCUGAAUACAGGGAACCAUCGUGGAACUUUCCUGGUGCGAGAAAGUGAAACUACUAAAGGUGCUUAUUCCCUCUCCAUACGAGACUGGGAUGAAGCCAAAGGAGACAAUGUGAAACACUACAAGAUCCGCAAGCUUGACAACGGGGGAUACUACAUCACCACACGAGCGCAGUUUGACACAUUACAGAAGCUUGUCAAACACUAUACAGAGCAUGCCGACGGGCUUUGCCACAAGCUGACCACGGUUUGCCCCACGGUCAAGCCUCAGACCCAGGGGCUUGCUAAAGAUGCCUGGGAGAUUCCCCGGGAGUCCCUACGACUGGAGCUCAAACUGGGCCAGGGCUGCUUUGGAGAGGUCUGGAUGGGCACGUGGAAUGGCACCACUAAGGUGGCCAUAAAGACGCUGAAACCAGGAACCAUGUCGCCUGAGGCCUUCCUCCAAGAGGCUCAGAUCAUGAAGAAGCUCAGACACGACAAACUGGUGCCUCUCUAUGCUGUGGUGUCUGAGGAACCCAUCUACAUUGUUACAGAAUACAUGACCAAAGGAAGCCUGCUUGACUUUCUCAAAGAAGGCGAUGGCAAAUUCUUGAAGCUCGUCUUGCUGGUGGACAUGGCUGCAAAGAUCGCUGACGGCAUGGCUUUCAUCGAGAGGAUGAACUACAUCCACAGGGAUCUGCGCGCUGCCAAUAUCCUCGUGGGCGACAACCUGGUGUGCAAGAUCGCCGACUUUGGUCUGGCCAGGUUGAUAGAGGACAAUGAGUACACAGCCAGGCAAGGAGCCAAAUUUCCUAUUAAAUGGACGGCCCCAGAGGCUGCGCUGUACGGCCGCUUCACCAUCAAGUCAGACGUCUGGUCCUUCGGGAUCUUACUCACCGAGCUCGUCACCAAAGGCAGAGUGCCUUACCCAGGUAUGGUGAACCGGGAGGUGCUAGAGCAGGUGGAGCGAGGCUACCGCAUGCCCUGCCCCCAGGGGUGCCCCGAGUCCCUGCACGAGAUGAUGAAGCUCUGCUGGAAGAAGGAGCCGGACGAGAGGCCCACGUUCGAGUAUCUCCAGUCUUUCCUGGAGGACUAUUUCACCGCCACAGAGCCACAGUAUCAGCCUGGGGAGAACUUAUAGCCCACCAGUUUUCUUUUUUUUUUUUUUGUUUUCAUUCAUGGUACUGCUCGCGUCUUAGCUGUGUGAAUUUCAGAUUUUUUUCGGGGGUGGAUUUAAUCAUCAUGUACACAUUGGCAGAUUGUGGAUAUGGACACACACAUUUAUUUCAGCUGUUUUACAUGCACAGCUCACGAACACAGCACCAUGUUGCUGUGAAAUAAGCUGUGAUAAACAAAAGAAAAACAUUUUAUUGAGAGUAGCAGGCCUCUCGUGUGUAUCAAUGUGGAGAUCUCACACAUUUUUAUCCAAAUUGUAGUCUUUGUGGUAGAUUAGUAAAUUAUGCGAAUUAAUUUCGGAACGAAUUAAUUAUUGACAGAAAUAAUAUGUUAAACUCAUAAGGAGAAGCUCUCAGGGGGUUGAUGGUCAUUAUCGCAGUCCAUUUGACAGUGAUUAUUUAAAAGCAAAUCCCACACAGCUUAACUUUAUUUACAUUUUAUCAGCUACGGUGCAAUUUAGUUUUUUUUUUUAUUUGUUACAAAUGGGCGACUAGAGAAAGACUCACACUGUGUUAUUCCUCUCUGGUCUCUUGGUUUUUAAUUUUUUUUUAAAGUUAUGUUCCUUUAAGAAUUUAUUAUUUCAAGAAUUUAUUCAUAUCAUGUGGACAUGGUUUUAUAGCUUCAUUUGAAGUCUUUCCUCACUGUCCAUCAACAUCCAGAAAUCUCUGCUUAGACUUUUUUUUUUGUUUUAUAACAAUUUCUUGUAUAAUCUCACUGUGAUGACUACAGAGACGUGCUUACAUAAAAACGGUCUGUAUAAUGUGUCACCGGGUUUUACAGCAAGGUAAGUCACGCGGUGAUGAACCUCAUGGACUUGUGGCUUCUGGCCAAGCUGGAAUGACUCUAUACAUGUGAAACUGCUGCCAAUCAAGCAUGCAGGAGGAUUUGACUGGCCACAGGAAUAUUUCAUGAAGGUGGAGAACAAGAAAAAAAGAAACAGAUAAGUUGUAAACAACCGUCUUAUCUUCCAAAAUGUAACUGCUGAAGAACUCUCAAGUUCAUGUAUCCAAGGUGGCUCUGCAAAAACUAUUUGUACGACAGUGACAGUUUUUUUUUUUUUUUAUAGUGAUUUUCUCUUUGCAUUUUCCUCCCGUAUGGACUCAUCUGGACAGUAUUCUAAUGGAAUUAUUGAUAGCUGAGCUUGUAAAGAAGGGCUUUGUAUAUUAUGAAAUCCUCAUUUUAUAUUAUUAAUGAAAUGGACAAUA